Molecule: messenger RNA, 603 nt
Organism: Umbelopsis ramanniana AG
Lineage: Eukaryota; Fungi; Mucoromycota; Umbelopsidomycetes; Umbelopsidales; Umbelopsidaceae
Exons: 1
Coding region: 108-512 (134 amino acids)
Source: RefSeq, a predicted model, not a curated record
AUAAAGAGGACACCAUACCUAUUUGCCAAUAUACCCGCCCGCCUCUUUUUUUUUUUUUUUGGUUUUUCAUAUUUUUUUUCUCCUUCUCUCGAUCUUUAUCUCUUGCCAUGUCUCGUUCAAAUUCACCUAAACUGCAAGUCUUAAAGCUUGACGAAAUGAAUGAGUCUCCGAGUCCAGAAGUACUACCGCAAUACGAUGAUUAUCAUAUACCGACAGUGACUUAUGUCCCAUAUUAUAUUCCCGUCGGCGUACCAAUGCCACCUCCUCCAAAGCGGAUUCAUCGAUUUCUGUCAACGCUUGGACGGAAACACAAACGUUUUCCUCAUUAUCCAUGUCACGGACCACCUCCUCCACCUUUAUGCUACUCUCCAGUAUUUCCCGCCUCAGUGCCUAAUUAUGCUAUGCCCAUGCCUGGCGAAGAAAUGAUGUAUCAACCUCACAUGAUGGGUAUGCCUGUAGACCAAGGGCUGCCAAUGUAUCCGCCUUUCCCAAUGCAAUCCUUACACUCUUGAACAGCCAAUUAUCUACUUGCGCUAGUCUGUACACAUAUUCAAAUAAAAAUUGCAAUACUUCAAAAUUACAUUGUUGAUUGAUGAUCAAGCA